Zalophus californianus (California sea lion) is the source of this 2038-nucleotide messenger RNA. RefSeq names its product dual specificity phosphatase 14 (gene DUSP14). The transcript is spliced from 3 exons. The record is from RefSeq and is a predicted model, not a curated record. The coding region runs from base 811 to 1407 and encodes 198 amino acids. Gene Ontology annotation, cellular component: cytoplasm. Gene Ontology annotation, molecular function: MAP kinase tyrosine/serine/threonine phosphatase activity. Lineage: Eukaryota; Metazoa; Chordata; Mammalia; Carnivora; Otariidae. Gene Ontology annotation, biological process: protein dephosphorylation.
UUGUGCUCCUUUUUCUUCUCCUUCUGGGACCUCUGUAAUGUGAAUGUUGGUCCACUUGAUGUUGUCCCAUAAAUACCUUAAGCUGUCUUCACUUUCUUUCUUUUGCUGCUUGAUUGUAUCAGGUAGUUCUCCCAUUGAAACCCUCUAGUUUAUUUUUCAGUUCAGUUAGUGUGUUCUUCAGCUCCAUGAUUUCUCUUUGGUACUUUCUUACAUUUUCUAUCUGUUGAAGCUCUAUGUUCACUCUUCUCCCAAGUUCAGUGAGCAUCUUUCUGACCAUUAUUUUGAACUCUUUUCUCAGGUAAAUCACUUAUCUCCAUUAAGGACUUUUUCUGAGAUUUUAUCUUGUUCUUUCAUUUGGAACAUAUUUUUCUGUUUCUUCAUUUUCCUCAACUCUGUGUUGGUUUCUAUGCAUUAGAUAAAACAGCCACCUCUCCCAGGCUUGAAAGGAGUGGCCUCGUAUAGGCGAUGAAACUUAUUCAGUACGGCCUUCGUUUUGCCUUUCUCUCAGACCUUUGUGAUUGUCCCAGCAGCCUAUUUAUUUUUAGUGGCUCCCAGUCGUUGCUUGUGUGACAAGACCUGUCAGUGUUCUAAAGGGGAGGAUGUCACUCAGCAGCUUUUAACAUAUGCAGAUCUGAUUUGUAUCCACUGUGAUCAGCACUCUCAAUUAGGACUUUCCAGAUCCUGACCCAGGACUGCGGAGUAACCAGAUUCCUCACAAGAAGGAGACAGUGAUUUCGGAUUCCUUGGUGGAGGAAAACCAAACCCUCUGGUCUUGCUUCCAACGAUGCAAGUGUGAUCGCUGGCAUCUUCAUGAGCUCCAGAGGUCACAGCACACUUCCACGGACUCUCAUGGCCCCUCGGAUGAUUUCUGAGGGCGAUGUAGGAGGCAUCGCUCAGAUCACCUCCUCUCUCUUCCUGGGCAGAGGCAGUGUGGCCUCCAACCGGCACCUCCUGCAGGCUCGUGGCAUCACCUGCAUCGUUAAUGCUACCAUCGAGAUCCCCAAUUUCAACUGGCCCCAGUUUGAAUACGUUAAAGUGCCUCUGGCUGACAUGCCUCACGCCCCCAUUGGACUGUACUUUGACACGGUAGCCGACAAGAUCCACAGCGUGAGCAGGAAGCACGGGGCCACGCUGGUGCACUGUGCCGCGGGGGUGAGCCGCUCGGCCACUCUCUGCAUCGCUUACCUGAUGAAAUGCCACAGCGUGUGCCUGCUGGAGGCCUACAACUGGGUGAAGGCCCGCAGGCCCGUCAUCAGGCCCAACGUAGGGUUCUGGAGGCAGCUGAUAGACUACGAGCGCCAGCUCUUUGGGAAGUCAACAGUUAAAAUGGUACAGACGCCAUAUGGCAUAGUUCCAGACGUUUAUGAGAAAGAGUCCCGACACCUGAUGCCUUACUGGGGGAUAUAAAGCCACCAAAGCCUGCAUCAGCAGCCCCUUGAGCAGGACCAGCAUCUGCUACACACCGUCUGCUCCCCUCUUCACCUUUCUUUUCACAUGGUUGACUUCUGGUUCUCCCUGAAGUGUUUUUUACACUGGGUGUUCAAGUUUAUUUUAAAAGCUAGGGAGGGAGGGGAAGAACAUGAGGGGAAUGCAUACAUUGCUAGUAACAUUUUUAAAACUAACAUUUUGGAAUAGUGUUUAUGAAAAUCUUUAACUGGCUUUUAAUCAUUUUUAACAAUUUGAACAGUUUAAUAAACUGGUUCUGCUAUAUUCUGAAUCCCAUGCCUUUAGGCAUCAUGGCAGGUGCGGGAGGAGCUCAGUGCAAAAAUCACUUUGGGUCCUGAUUAACCCUUUAGCGACCAGCUUUGCCCAAGGCUGCCGACCAAACCAAUGCUUAAGGAAGAUUGAUACCAGCUUCAGUCUCUACUGGAUUAGCCCUACUUUUUCCUUUCCUAUUUAGUGACUCUGUAAGUUAAAAACAUAAACCUUUAUUAUCUAGUUGUUAAGUAAUUAUAAUGAAAUCUGCUGCAAACACCCUCUUGGAAUCAUUGUGCCCCAGGACUAUAUUAGCAUUAUUUUUAAUAAAUAUACCUGCAUA